Pelobates fuscus (common spadefoot toad) is the source of this 8784-nucleotide messenger RNA. RefSeq names its product death inducer-obliterator 1 (gene DIDO1). Lineage: Eukaryota; Metazoa; Chordata; Amphibia; Anura; Pelobatidae. Bases 282 to 7277 code for a protein of 2331 amino acids. The transcript has 17 exons. Gene Ontology annotation, biological process: apoptotic signaling pathway; DNA-templated transcription. The record is from RefSeq and is a predicted model, not a curated record.
CUACAGAGCAGUCUGGGAAACCCCGGAUAUCGGCAGCUAAUGGCGGACACUGAACGUGUGAGGAGAGUCUGAGCGGGCGGAGGCCGAGGAUACGCCCAUAAGGGGUGGGGUUAUUUUUGGAGUCUUUCUGCCGAGCUCUCAGGAGCAUGCCCCCUCCAGAGACAGUCUGUGCUUGCACUGAGAACCACUGAUCCCGAGGUGACCUUCACUUUCUAUUCAUUUAGAUCUGCAGGGAGAAUCGAAACUGCCAUCUGCCUCAAUCAUAGAAUUGCAUCCGUGCAAUGGAGGACGAUACAAGUUCUCAGCCCUCUGAACCCCAGCUUGAGAACAUGGGGAGCACUUCUCCUGUGUCUAUUUGGGAUGAUCAGAGCGGGGAAGAAACCCUGAGAACACCUAAACCUACAAGCAAGGAAUUCAGGAAAACGUGGGGGUUCCGCAAGACAACUAUUGCUAAACGCGAAGGAGCCUUUGACACAGAUAUGGAGGCUGAGUCUUCUCAACAAGCUGGUCCUUCCCUUAGACGUAGUGGCCGUCAGCCAAAACGCACAGAGCGCGUAGAAGAGUUUCUUACUGCGGUUAGGAGAAACAGAGGGCGUAAAAGUACUACCUUAGAAGAUUCGAGUGAUAGGUCAUGUCCGGUUACUGAUGCAGAGACUGCUUCAGAGGGUAGUGUGGAGAGUACACCAGAUACCAAAACUGAUGGUCAAAGGGCAGACACAAGCAUAAAACGCGAAGUAAUUGUUAAAACUGAACUGAAGUGUGAAGAGGAUGACAGUUCAGACAGUGAUGGUAUAACUCUGAAAGAACUGCAGAAUAGACUGAGGAGCCGACACUCUGAUAAACCAGCUAGUGACAGAGUUCAGGAUCAGUCUGUGACUACUCCCAAAAAUGAAUCUCUGGCUCUGACAGAAAGCUCUGUGCGCACCCGAAGUGCUAAUCGUGCAGCUCAGUUACAGCACCAAACCUUACCCAUAAAGCAGGAAGCACAAAGUCCUCAACCAGCAGAAGAGCGAAAGCUUGACAAUAUUUGGCAGAGUCCCAGAAGCCGUCCCGAACGCGAAAUCUAUGAUCCAAAUACUCUUUAUUGUAUCUGCCACCAACCCCAUAAUAACAGGUUUAUGAUUUGCUGUGACAGAUGUGAAGAAUGGUUUCACGGAGAUUGCGUUGGAAUUUCUGAAGCUCGUGGUCGAUUAUUGGAAAGAAACACAGAGGAUUACAUUUGUCCGAACUGCAUGAUGUUGCAGGUAAAGGAUGAAGCUGACAGUGAACAGAAAGAUCCGCCUCCUGGAGAGAGUAGCUCGUGUGCUCAGCAGACAAGCACUGAAGCCAUUGAAAAGUCUUUAGAUGAUCAAGGCAUAAAGGGCAGGAUUGAGAAAGCUGCACAUCCUAGUGGGAAGAAGAAACUCAAAAUAUUUCAUCCUGUGUGUCCCGUGGUGGAGCCCGCAGCUCUUGAAGAGUUUUCCACUGUAUCAGAGUCUCCUGAAAUGGCAAAAUGCAUUGGCCCGGGCUGUUCAAACAUUGCCCUUCCAGAUUCUGUUUAUUGCAGUCAUGACUGCAUCCUGAAACAUGCAGCCGCCGCCAUGAAAUCCCUUUGCGCAGCCAAAGAAACCAAACCGAAAGAAAAGGCGAAGGUAAAAUCUGAGAAGAAAUCUCCACCCAAACCCCAGGUGACUGUGAAACCAGCAGCCCUAUCGACUGCCCUUCAUCACGAAAAGCCAGAAACACUGAUGAAAAAAGUCCUAAUAAUGAUACCAAGAAUGGAGACCAAUGUCCAAAGUGAGCAUCCAGCGGAGAGCAGCAGCGCCCCCUCCUGGGAGAGCGACCAUAAUUACAUUGCAGUAAAGACAGAAAAGACUGCAGCCAUUUCAUCCACACUAUUUUACAAAUCUGAUAAAGCAGAAGACAAUGAGAAGAAACCUGAAGUAGCUGCUACACAUCCAGCUCCUGCUGUUAAAAAAGCUCCCCCAUCACCAUCCUCUCUCAUGCCAAUGAAACCAAUCUCUUCCCUGCCACGAAUACCAAUGUUGAAGAAGACCACUUCCUCCACAGCACCAGUAAAGCAGCCAGUAAAACUGCUUCCUGCCAUCUCCAAGAACCCAUCAACCAGCAAAGUUGUGUCUCCUCCACCUUCCUCAGCCAUCAAGAAACUUGGACCAAUCCCCAAAAAGUCCUCUGUGCCGCUUACGUCUGUUGUGUCUGGUUUAAGGAAACCAGUCCCUUCCACUAUAACCACUGAACAGAAGAAACCAGCUGCAGGAUCCUCCACGCACCCACUCUCUUCCUCUGGAUCGAGCUCCCAAUCCAAGCCAGUGGCCAGUUCCUCUCAGUCUGCGCCGAACAUACAGAUAAGGCAGAACAUACGCAGAUCUCUGAAAGAAAUCCUAUGGAAAAGGGUCACUGAUAGUGAUGAUCUGGAGAUGGCCGAGAGUGACGUAAUAAAGAUUGCAAUGAACAUUGAGAAAGAAAUGUUCAAUCUGUUUCGAGAUACUGACAGCAGGUACAAGAGCAAGUACCGCAACCUAAUGUUUAACCUCAAAGAUCCUAAAAAUCAGGGGCUUUUCCACAGAGUUCUUCGAGAAAAAAUAUCACCAGCAAAAUUGGUUCGCUUCAAACCAGAGGAGCUUGUAUCAAAAAAGUUAUCUUCUUGGAAGGACAUGGGACCUAAACCGAAUUCAGCCCUGAAAGUGAAGUCACGGAUGGACAGGCUGCUCUCCCCAAGGCAAGCUGUGAUAGACAUGGAGGAAUCUCCACCAAUGUCUGAUACGGAUACGGAGCAACCAGAAACUGUGAAGAUUCCUCCACCUGAGAAAAGCAUUUCGGUCCUGCCUGACAUAUUCAGCAGUAUGUUGAGUGACACCACCAGCCAGCAUCGUGCCCAUCUCUUCGACCUCAAGUGCAAAAUCUGUACAGGUCAGAUGUCAGCUGAUGAUGAGCCCCCACACAAGCGUCAGAAAACUGCUGCUGCAACAUCCAAGAAACCUGAACCAAAGUCUGAGCCAAAGCCAGAGAUUCCUGAUGAGGCUUUACCACCGCCACCAACAGAUGAUGAAUCUGACACACAGAUGGAAACCAGUGACAGCACCACAGCUAUUCCCGAGAAAGGCCCAGAUAGCACACCCUUACCCAAUGCUUCCCCCAGCCAUCCUGAGCUGCCCUUGAUUACUCAAGGCCCUCUAUACCAACCCAUCAGUCAUGUCACCACAGUCACAGUAUCUGGCAGGGACCCAAGAACUGCAGUCAGUCGUCCAGCUCUUGUCAUAUCAACUGCCACAGACAACACUUCCAAAGUGGUGCGCGAGCCUGAGGAACCAUCUGCAGCAGCAUCCGUCUCUCUUCCUUCAGUCUUCAGUGCACCCAAGUCUAUACUGACGAAACCACAAGUCUCCGACAGCAGAUAUUUAGCUUCUUCACCAAGCCACAAUAUCGCAGAUAUUCGCACUUCUCAUGAUGGAGACACUUCCCUUUUCCUGUCACGCUUGAGUCCCAUCUGGAAAGGAUUUAUAAACAUGCAAUCUGUGGCCAAGUUUGUCACAAAAGCAUUCCCCGUUUCCGGCUCCAUUGAAUACCUGAAUGAGGACCUACCAGACACUAUCCAUAUUGGUGGAAGGAUCUCUCCGAAGACAGUCUGGGAUUAUGUCGGAAAACUUAAAUCGUCUGUUUCAAAGGAGCUGUCUCUGAUUCGUUUCCACCCAGCCACAGAAGAGGAAGAAGUGGCCUACAUUUCUCUCUACUCAUAUUUUAGCAGCCGUGGACGUUUUGGGGUCGUAGCAAAUAACAACAGACAUGUCAAGGAUCUCUAUCUCAUACCGUUAAGUGCCAAGGAUCCCAUUCCAUCCAAAUUGUUGCCCUUUGAGGGACCAGGUCUUGAAUCUGGACGUCCAAACCUAAUUUUGGGAUUGGUUAUUUGUCAGCGGACCAAACGACCAGCUGCUAAUGAGCCAGAAAAGUUUGAAGACAAGCGAGCAAAAGGUCCAACCCAGGAGGAAGCAGACAUCUUAAACUUCACAAAAGUGCCUGUGACUUCUGUAAUAGACAAAAAAACCCAGAAAUAUAAUCCAUAUUCAGCUGAAUUAAUGAAAAGUACAACGCCACCCGGCUCACCACCUCCUCUUCCAGAACCAAAAGCAACCGUUUCUAAAUCAGACAUUGUUCCUUCUGUCUCUAAUACAUCAGUUCGCUCUUCAUCACCUGUACAGGAGACUGCUGUGUCUGCAUCAUCAGCCUCUUCAAAGACUGCUACCCCAUUGGAACAUAUUCUAAAGACCCUUUUUGGAAAAACAUCAGAGGGGAAGAAUGAAAGUGCCAGCGCUCCUAAAGAAGAACUAGUUACAGAGAGAGUAUUUGCAGGCAUUCCCUUAAUAGACCCAAUUAUUCAGCAGUUUGGGCAGUUAUCUAAAGAAAAGCCUAUUGAAGACGAAGAUGACAGACCGUAUGACCCAGAAGAAGAGUAUGACCCGGAAAAAGCAUUUGGCAGCUCUACAAUUGUUAGUAAUGAUAAACCAUAUGAGCCAGAACAGCCAUGUGAAAAUUUGGAAGAUGAAGAAGCCUAUGAUCCUGAAGACGAAACCAUAUUAGAAGAAGCAAAAGUACCAAUUGAAGAUUUACCAAAUAAAAUGCCCUCUACAAGUAACCUAAAAUCUGUGGAAGUGGCUUCAGAAUAUGUAUCCUCUAUUUCUGACUCUUCCUCCCUCAUUGAGCAGCAGAAAAUGCUGGAUGAAUUGAAUAAACAAAUAGAAGAACAAAAGAAGCAACUGGAAGAGCAGGAGGAAGCUCUGAGACUGCAACGUGCCGCUGUUGGUGUUUCUAUGGCACACUUCUCCGUUUCCGAUGCACUGAUGUCGCCUCCACCAAAAUCGUCAAUACUUAAAAGUGAAUUGUUUCAGUUAGAGCCAAAUGCAGAGGUAUCCACACCACUGAGCAAUGAUCAAUUUAUGAAUCAAAAUCGUGAUCCACGACAACUUCGAGAUCCUCGACAACUGGCAUCGAAAAGGAUACGCACAGAGAAUGACCCUCCCAACACACAAUUGCAAACUGAAAAAAAUCCCCAAACAUUUACUACUGAAAGCAGCGAAGACACUCCUAAGGACUCCAUGGUUAAUCUGCUUAGCAUCAAAGUAGAAAAAGUGAAGCCUAAUUUGGAAGUGGGCCAGCAGAGUCCUCAAAAACCAAAUGACAAAAUUUAUGAAAAAAACUUAAAUACCUUCAUGCCUGAAGACAGCUCUUGGUACAAAAGGCUUGACUCUUCAGAGUCUGUAACAUCCAGUGAAGCAACAAGCACCUCAAAGUCCAUUCGUAAGGUGUUGCUACCAACUCCUGGAACUAGUGCACUGUUACAGCAGAAAUUUACACUUGGGGAAGGGGAAAGUGUAGCUCACUCUACUCCACCUGUGGCUCCCUGGCCUAAUGAAUCUCAAAACUUUGACUCACAAAUAUCAUUGACUGCCCCUACUUCUCAGACAGGUAUGCCACAAGAACAUGUUUCAGGUGCUUUUGAACCAGAAAAGGCAACAUUUCUACCCCAAAAAGACCAUAUGCACAAUCAAGCACCUCCCUUUAUAGAGCCAAUUAAGCCAGUGGUUCAGCAAGAAAACAGACUUGGACCUCCAUAUUUAAUGUGUCCCACAGGAGGCCCAGCUCAAAUGCAGUUUAAAAAUGAACAGGAUAUUCCAUCAAUAUUUGGUGAACCCAGGCCAAUUCAAAUGCCCAACCUUCCAGGAACAAGACCACCUACUCGAUUCUCUGACGAGAAUGUUCCAUCCCAUUUAGAAAUGCAAAGAGGUCCAUUACCUGAACGUUUAAUGGAUCAAAAGGGGCCUAUGCCUUUAAUGUCUACACAGUUUGGUCCUCCCCCUUCUAUUAAUCAUCCAUUUGGAGAUAGAACUCAACCUCCUCAAUUUGUUGGUCAAAGAGGACAAUCACCACCUAUAUUUGACCCACAAAGUGGUCCUCCUUCAGAAUUUAAUGAUUCUCAUUUUAGUGGUGUGAAUGAUGGUUCUCCCAGGUUUGAUGGUCAAAGGGGUCAGGUGCCACCUCAAUUUAUGGGAAAUAGAGGACAGCAGUUUAAUUUUGAGGGCCCAAGAAGACCACCACCACCAUCUCAAUUUAAAAUGCAUAGAGGUGUUCCAAUACAACCCCAAUAUGGAGGUCCUCAUGGCCCUCCGCCAAACCAAUUUGGAGGUCCUCGUGGACCUUUUCCAAAUGAAUUUGAAGUCAUAAGAGGCCAAUCUGCAGGCCCCUAUCCUGGACCAAGGGGCCCCCAGCCACACAAGUUCGAGGAGCAAAGAGAAAGUCCACCACCAAUAUUUACCAACCAACGAGCGCCAGCACCACAUCAAUUUGGAGGGCAACGUGGACCUGUACCACCUAAAUUUCCUGAACCGCAAACACAAAUACUGAAACCCCAGCAUAGACCUCUGCUUGAACUUCCAAGUAUCCCUCCACCGCAAGCAUGGAACAAAGGAGGAAAACCAGACAUACCUCACAACUACGUAGAGCAGAGGCAAGGUCAGGAGCAACACUGGGAAGCAAAUGAAUUUAGACAAAAUAAGGACCAUAGAAACCAGGGAUUUGAAGGAAGACCUAGAGAGCGAUAUGAAGGUCGUAGUGAUCCUGAAGUGCACAUGUCUGAACAAGUACCAGUCAGAGGAUAUGAGGAAAGGCGUGGGGAAAGAGAAUCAGAUGGCCAUUGGGAUAGAGAUGGUGGUAGAAACUGGAACAGAGAAAGGGACAGGAACUGGGAUAGAAACAAAGAUUGGGAGCGACCAAGGACAAAAGAACCAAACCGUGAAUGGGAUAAAAGUAGGGAUGGAGACAGAGAAUCGGAGAGGAACCGGGACCGUGACAGAGAUAAAGAAAGGGAUAGAGACCGUGACAGAGAUAAAGACAGAGACCGGGAAAGAGAGAAGGAGCGUGACAGAGAACGGGAACGAGACAAAGAAAGGGAUAGGGAUAGGGAUAGGGAUAGAGAAAGGGAGAGGGAAUAUAGAGAGCGGGAUCGGGACAGAGACAGAGAGCGGGACAGAGAUAGAGGGAGAGACAGGGAAAGGGACAGAGACAAAGAUCGGGCUCGAGACAGGGAAAGGGAUGCUUAUAGGCGCCGUGACAGAGAAAGGUCUAGAAGCCGGGACAGGGACAGAACAAGGGAAAGAGACAGAGAGAGAGGAAAAGAUCGGUCGAACAGAAGUAAAAGCACAGAGACAAACAAAGACUCUAAAUCUGAUCGUUUAAAGGACUCUUACAGAAGCCUCCCAACAGAAGCUGCAUCUAGUCAAACAUAAUGGCUGCCUGAACAUAGGCAGAUAACAUUCAAAGGAACUGUACUUUACUGUAUAUAUUUAAUUGUAUAUUUGUAUAGAGAUGUGAUGUCAUUUUAUUUUACAAAAAGAUUCCUUGUAAGUCAAUCUUUCCUUUCAGCUGUUUAUAAACAGCCAUGGACUAUUUAAUUUGUUGUAAAAAAACUUCCUCCAAUUUUCUACCAAAGUACUUUAAACCCAUUUAAAAUCAAGCUCACUUCCGCUGCUGGAUUUGGUUCCGGCUGGAUUUGUUAUAUACAGAUGGAUGUAAUGCCAGUGAAGAGCAUAUUGCUUUUUAAAGAGACUGUGUAGUUAUGUUUUGCUAUAACUUGUAAACCUAUUCUAUUUUUUUUUUUUUUUUAACCAAAUUGCAGCUCAGUCUAGAAGAACCGUGCACUGAAAGUAAUUGGUUUUCCUAUAUUGUGAAGUGCAUACUUUAUAAAGUUGUGAGUUUAUUGUAUAUAAUAGUCAAAAGAUUACUGUAUUUAUCUUCCUUGAAGGAAACCUUUGUAAAAAUGGUUUCAAAAUACACCUCUCAAACCAUAGAGUUUGUAAUGUUAAUGUUGGUAUUUAAUACGGCAAAGCUCCGUAAUGGACUGGUGCAGGACUCGGACCAUUACUGUUAGGAUUGGUCAAACUGAUUAGGUUAUUUAUUCUGCAUGCAGUUUCCAAUUGGAACAAAUAGGUGACGCAACAAAGAUUAAAUAUUGACACAUUUAUAAAGGGCAUGCACAUAACUUGGUGGUAAAUUUUGAGAAUCUAAACAGACUAUACCAGUAUUCACACUGUUAAAGUAGUAGGAGCGCACCAGUAUUUGUCUAAAAAUUCAUUAAUUUUCCCAAAUCAUUUUUUUUUUUCUGACAUGGAAAAUGGCUGUCUCCACAGUUGUAAGAGUGUAUGUGUGUGUGACCAGUCACCACUAGCCAUUGGCAAGUAGAAAUUAGUGUGCCACACACUCUCCAGGCUUGUAGUGGCAUAGGAUUUAACAUUCUGAGCCCUGUACGUAUGCAUAUUUGUGUCUAUAUUUAAAAACAAAAAAAACAACGGAAAAUUACCAUAUUUUUGGGAAACAGUCUAAAUAUCCAAAUAAAUAUUUUUAUGAGAGCGCUGAUAAAGGAUCUGACAUUUAUAAUCUUGUGGAGUACUUUAAAUCUAAGUGGUGACAAACUACUUUAUUUAAUUUUUAAAGCCAAAAAAACAAUAUGUUCCCCUUAAGCUAAACGAAGUGUCCAAGUCUGGGCUGUUUCCUUCUAGUAUGACCUGCAAGUCCCUUUGUAGUAAGAUUUUUUACAGCGAUUCAAUGUGGUGUGUAAAAAGGUUCCCUCAGAUUAAAUCAUCACUAUAAUGCUUGCCUGUGUAAAGAUCAAGUCACGGUUUAAGGAAUUCCCUGAGUAUGUUGUCAUAUCCAUUUUAUAUUCCAAACACUGUACAUUGAAAUUGUAAUAUGUUUUUCUUUUUGUAAGAAGAAUAAAUAGCUACAUCUGUUAAACUA